Molecule: messenger RNA, 1738 nt
Organism: Hevea brasiliensis (rubber tree)
Lineage: Eukaryota; Viridiplantae; Streptophyta; Magnoliopsida; Malpighiales; Euphorbiaceae
Product: protein TIFY 8
Exons: 6
Coding region: 212-1549 (445 amino acids)
Biological process (GO): regulation of defense response; response to wounding; regulation of jasmonic acid mediated signaling pathway
Cellular component (GO): nucleus
Source: RefSeq, a predicted model, not a curated record
UUUGCUUUUUAAUGCUCUCUCUCUCUCUCUCUAAGAAAGUCCGACUCUCUCUCUCUCUUUCCCUUGUUUUCUCUUUCCUGGAAAUCGUGCGCGCUUUUUCACUCAUCUCUCUCACUCACUCACUCUCUCUAAUCUCUAUCGCUGAAGUGGGUAAAGGAGAAGAGAAAGCGGAUAUGAAGCUGCAGAAGCCUGAUAUGGAGGAGAUGAAGAAAUGGCCCUUUUUCUGAUAAUGCCUCGGCAAAGCAAAGCUUACAAUGCCAAUCCUUCCCUUAGUAUUGGCGCCGGUAUCAGUCUUCUUGACACUACUACCACCCAACAACACCAAGUGAAGGCAAUGUUCCAUGACUUCCUCGGCUUGAAGUCGGCUACCACCGAUUCGCCUGUAGUUUUGGCCCCCAAGAACGCUGAUGCGUCCCCCUCUGCCUCUAUGUCUGCUGGGGCGGCCUCUUCUGGUGGUGCCCGUGCUCCCCUUUCCACCACCUCUGAUAUCGCCUCUGAAAGGCAGGCUGGAAAUCAUCUUGAGGGUAUUCCAUAUUAUGGUCCAAGGAGUGAUAUCUCUGGUCCUGAGAAAAGCAACAGAUUAGCAGGAAGUAAGCGAAGUAAUUCAGAUUCAGGCUUCACAGGAUCUACUAGGGAUGGGAUUCAACAAAUAGGCCAUGACUCGCUUGAGAGCCUGCAUUUGAUGAAGAUGCUGAAGAAUGGCGGUGGAGGGGAGCGACCCAGAAGGUCCAAUGAUGAUGAAGUUUUCUACAGUAUGCAACCAAUGAGACCAACUUCUGCAUCUCUCAUUUUGCAAUCUUCUACUGGUGGUAGACUUGAUGCCAAUGUUUCCAAGUGGGAGCGAUCUAUACCCAUGGGAGCAGCCAUACAGUAUCCUCGUGCCGGUCAGUUUGUUCCUUUCAUGCAUCAAGUUCCUGCAAACAAAUUCAGGGAUGUCAAUGCUAGUCCAUCAAUCAUCUCUCAAUCAGCUGCUGAUGAAGGAUCUAGAACUGGAAUUAAAGGCCCUGGAAUUUUGAGUUCUAUCAAUGCUAGCAGUGUCAUAUCAGAGAAAAAUUCAUCGGGGACUCUUCCAAGCGGCAGCAAACCUAAGUCUGGAACUUAUAUUUCAGAGCCAGAAUAUUCAAUUCCUUCAGGUCGACAGGGUUUAACAUCAGCUAGUCGUCAGAUGACUAUAUUUUAUGGCGGUCAAGCUCAUGUUUUUGAUGAUGUGCACCCAAACAAGUCAGAUGUUAUAAUGGCCUUAGCGGGAUCAAAUGGAGGAUCAUGGUCGACGUCAUACUCACCAAAACCAACUGUGAAGGUAGGUGCUGAAAGUUACAUGAACAGUGGAGAAAAUGAAGUAGGAGUGGCUGCUAACACAGCAUUCCAACGUGAAUUCCGUGGGAGGUUUUCAGGCACUGCUGCAGUUAAUACGACUCAAGGAGUUGGCUCUGGCGACCGAAUCCCUACAUCUACAGCAGGUCAUCAUGGCAGCCAUAAAAUAAGUGAAGAGAUAAGAAACCAAGGUCUGGCAGGAGACCCAAGUACUGAAGAGAAAAGAGAGGUGUAAGGCAAAGGGGGAGAUGGGUUUUGGGGUAGUCUUGUUUAUAGGGGACUUAAUUGAGCUAUCAGAUUCAUGAUCAGAUGUAGAAAAGGCCAAGCUUCUCAUAUGAUUUUUAGAUUAUGCUUAUCAAUUUUUAAGUUCAAAUUUCUUUCCCCUAAUGCUUGAAAUCAAGAAGCAUUCGACACUUUGCAUUAA